AUGCCUGACCCUGGCAGCGGAAGCUCAUCCAACUAUCUGUCUGCUGGAGGGCAUGGAAAUACUUCCCAUUCCCCGAACCAUCGAUCUACAACUCCAAGCGGUGAUGGCCCAGCGGUACCUGGCCUUGAAGUCCAGCCCCCCUCUAGUCCAACAUCAUCAUUGAAUGAGCCAAUCAGCACCGCAACGUAUGCCAAGAAGAUGUGCGAAGACAAUGAUAUCCCUACCGGAGACGUCAUGUGUUUCAUCGAUUCUGGCGACAUCUUCUUUAUGCUCAUAGACCUGAAAAUUACUCUUAUCAAACUUUGCGAGGUAAAUAGGGCGAAGAGAAUGCAGGAAUUGAAGGAUGCCUUAGAAUCGAAGGACUUCGAGAAUGGGCUAUAUAACCGUUUAUUUGCAUGUAUGCUGUCACCAAAUAUCACAGCAUACGUUACUGAUACUCAGCAUCAUAUAAUGGACUUCAUUACCACUCAUUCCGAUGUCUUCAAAAUCCCUCCUGGAAUGCUUGAGGAUGUCGAACUCAGAGCUCAGUUGGGCAAAUCGGUCACAAAGCUACUUACAGGCAUUCGGAGUGUCAUCAAGAAUGCUCUCACCGCGUCAGUUGUCAAGCGCACGAGCAUCGCUGAUGUGACGAGGGCACUUGCACGCUGA
Suillus discolor is the source of this 648-nucleotide messenger RNA. RefSeq lists its product as uncharacterized. NCBI's taxonomy places the organism in Eukaryota, Fungi, Basidiomycota, Agaricomycetes, Boletales, Suillaceae. Bases 1 to 648 code for a protein of 215 amino acids. The transcript is spliced from 7 exons. The record is from RefSeq and is a predicted model, not a curated record.